CGCUAUCGGUAACUCAAGUUGAACUUCCAGAUGGCACAUGGUGAUGACGUUCUAUAAUUUUUCUAAUCGAGGAACGAAAAUUUCCAGUCUCAAAUACCGUUAGGAUUUGGGGGUUGCUUGGUGUCGUUGUCGAAUCAUGCCUUUCGUGUUGUGAUGAAGUAUCGGCGCACAAACGAAGUAAUAGGUAUUCCAUAUUUUAAUUAAUACUGCAGGCAGCCAAAUUUCCACGAUGAUGAACAAUAUGAUGUUGGCGCAGCUCAUGAAGGAUCUUCAGGUAGGUUAGUCUUGUAGGAACGCACGACAUAGCAAACGGCGGCUAGAUACGGAACUUUGUCGCAAGAUAUUUCGAGGCCAAAGGAUAUGAUGAGCUUUUGACUGGUGAUGAUCGAAUGGCAGCCUGAUUCCAAAACGCCAAUUCCGGUGAACGAUUCCAUCGGGCUUUGGCAACAUAAGCUACGAACUGGAUGUAACAUUUUGGUGGAGGAAAAAUACUGCGAGAAAAAAAUGAAAUGAAACCAAGCGUGUUGGGUCCACAAAUUGUUUUCUUCAUGCGGUGUAUCAGGCACAGCGAUCGAGAUUCGCCAGAGGUUCUUGGACAGAUUACAUACGCCUACUAUCAAAGUUUUGCUCCAUAAAAGUAAUCGUGCAAUCUACCUGAUCUGUUGUUUUCUUACCCGAAGUCUUCUGUUUCUUUUUUCUAAAUGGUCGGAACGGCGAUUGGUUUGUGUCGAUUAUUAUAAACGCGAUGGCUGGUMGCAUUUGUAGGAUCCCGAGAUCAUGGCUGAAGCCCAAAAAAUGAUGGCCGAUCCUAAAUUUCAAGAACACAUGAAAAAAGUUACCGAAUCGCAAGGUUUCAAAACCCACAUGACGGCCCAGAAAGAAGCCAUGAGUGAUCCCAAGAAGAUGAAAGAAAUGGAAGAGCAAAUGAAAAAACGAUUGCAACAAGGAAAUGCCCAAUUGGAGCAAGCCAAGGCUCUACGGGAAAAGGCCGCAGCUCAAAAGGGCGAUGACGACAAAGCUGAAGACGACAAGAAGGAGGAAGCAACAGCUGAUGAUGACAAAAAGGAGGAGAAGACAGAGAAAGAAGACAUGCCCGAUAUCCCCAACCUUUCCCUAAACUAAAAAUUUCUGAAUACGGCAUUUGCCGGAUUUCAAUGAAGAGAAGAGUAUUGGUGUGAUGCAAAACAAGAAGCAGCUCGUGUGAGCGCGACUUUGUCUUCGACGAGCCGUCUGUUUUCUGUGAAAACGCAAUUUAUGAAAAAUCGAUACGAAACCGUUAACCAGGAAAAACAGAGAUCGAUUGAUAAAUUCGCAGCAUCCAUUGCAUCUGUUUAUUGCGGGAAAACAGUCUUUCGGAAAAGAGAUACUCUAGUUUCUGCCCCUGCUAUAGGAGCAGAUUCUGUGACAUUAAAGAAGUCUUUAACCU
This is a messenger RNA of Pseudo-nitzschia multistriata, 1426 nucleotides long. The record is from the annotation of a GenBank genome assembly. Lineage: Eukaryota; Bacillariophyta; Bacillariophyceae; Bacillariales; Bacillariaceae.